Messenger RNA from Mauremys reevesii (Reeves's turtle), 1418 nucleotides. RefSeq names its product complement factor D-like. Bases 87 to 860 code for a protein of 257 amino acids. The transcript has 5 exons. Lineage: Eukaryota; Metazoa; Chordata; Testudines; Geoemydidae. Gene Ontology annotation, biological process: proteolysis. Gene Ontology annotation, molecular function: serine-type endopeptidase activity. The record is from RefSeq and is a predicted model, not a curated record.
UGUUCUCACUCCCAGCAGAGCCGCCUUUAUCAAGACAAGACACAGCCCCUGAUUUAGAGACAGAUCUGCCGGAGUCUGCGGCCGGCAUGGGUCACCUUUCGCCCUUCCUAGCUCUGGUGGUUUUGCUGGGCAUCUCGGUGUGCGUGGGUCGCCCCAGGGGCCGUAUUCUCGGGGGCUACGAAGCUCCUCCCCACCUGAAACCCUACAUGGCUUCCCUGCAGGUGGAUGGGAAGCAUGUGUGCGGCGGGUUCCUGAUCGCCGAGCAGUGGGUGCUGAGCGCGGCUCACUGCCUGGAAGACAAGCACGGCAAGCCGUUCCAGGUCCUCCUGGGAGCCCACUCUCUCUCGCAGCCAGAACCCCACAAGCGCCUUUAUGGGGUGCGCGCGGAGAUCGGCCACCCUGGCAGCAGCACGGAGACCUACGACGACGACCUCCUUCUCCUCCAGCUAGAGGAGAAAGCGAUCCUCAGUGAGCAUGUGAAGAUCCUGCCCUUCCAGAGGCAAGACAGGGAUGUCCCCACUGACACGGUGUGCGAGGUGGCCGGCUGGGGUAAAAUGACCCACACCGGGAAGCUGCCUGACAAACUGCAGCAGGUGGAGCGUCCAGUGAUCAGCCGGGAGACCUGCAACCACAGGACCCGCCACGACAACACCAUCACGGAGAAGAUGAUGUGCACCGACUCCAAGAAGAAGGACACCUGCACGGGGGAUUCCGGCGGGCCGCUCGUUUGCAAUGGGAUCGCCGAAGGGGUGGUGGCUGCCGGCUCUCGGGUCUGUGGGAACUUCAAGAAGCCCGGAAUCUACACCCGGAUCCCCCCCUACGUCGACUGGAUCGAGAGAGUCAUGGCUUCAGCUAACUGAAGGCGGACGGGUCGGCCCUGGAUUGGAAGGGACCAGCUGCCUGGCCCCCGCAGGAGCACACAGCAGACUCCACGCUAUUUCCCAAGGGCAGGGCUAGCGGCUAGCAUGGCAGAGAGCACUCAGACACUGCAAACGUCACUGUAACCGGACAUCGGGGGCCUAUAGGGCUGCGCCACCCCCGCUUUCAGCUCCCCUUGCAAUCAGAUAAGCUCAGUGCAGCACUUCCCCGCAAGCAGCAUCCUGGAGAGGGGAGGAGACACCCUGAGCCUCCCGGACGACUGGCUUCUUCCACCCAACACAACGGCUGCUCCUGGAAACCACCCGGCCCAGUUCUCCUGUCUGCAAAGAGACAUGUCUGGCCUGCCAAAGGGGCGGUUUGCAAGGGGGUGGGAAGGGAAAGAGGUUUUUCACCCUACAGGAUGGGGCCCAAGGCAGGAUUUCAGGUGGCAUCUUCUCAACUCUGCCCUCCCCAGCGCAAGCCAGCUCCGGUGCAAACCUGACCCGCUGUGGCUGUUAGCAGUGAGCACAAGUAUUGCAAUAAAAGGGAACUGAUUGUAA